GGCUCUGCCCGGCUUACUCGGUUAAACUGCCGUAGUCUCCCCUUCCCUGAUAAUGUAUUGGCCUAGGCAGCGCUGCUCGGACCUUGAUUCCAUUCAGCGUGACAUUGACAAUAGAUCCUUCGCCAUCCUGAGGGUAGUCUCUGCACGUAACCUAUUAACACUACUCCAGUCGACUGCCGCAUCUUGUGGAAGAGGAGUGAUACUUCGAAGGGUAUAUAUUGUAUCCUGGGAGUUCGCCAAAGCAGCACUUGACAUCAACCUCCCGCAUUGCCCAACGUACGAUAUCUAGAACCGACUCGCCAUAAUGAAGACAACCAUCACGACGGCUGUUAUUUUCCUAGCGGUUGCUGCUCGGAGCAGCGUCGUCUUCGAUGUCUCGACCGAGCCUGGAGGGCAAGGCAUCCGGAUGUCUUGGGUUACGAAUCGCUGGGUGUGUCAUGACAUAACAGAAGAGGGACUGAACAAGAACAUCUCGUGGGCCUUCGUGGACGUCGGUCUUGCUAACGGAUGCACACUCUAUGAGGAGGCUGAUUGCAAAGGCGAGCAUGUCGAUAUCGAGAAGAACAAUUCAAAUAUUUUGGGUCCUGGAGCCGUCAAUCUUACAGAUGUGAGCUUCGACGACAAAGCCAGCUCUUGGUCUUGCUACUGAGGACUGUCCAAUGGGGGAUGGGGAUUGAAGACGGAGCACGGGGCUUUGCGACCGCCAUGCUGGAGCGACUCGCAUGUAGUGGGCAUGGUAUGGGAUAGGCGUUCUCUGCGCUAUUAUACUGCAACGUUUAGACGGAUCAUAUAAAUAGGGAGAAAGUACGUGGAGCCAUCGGUUGUGGCUUUUGAGAUCCCUGUGCGUCAUCAAUUCACCCAAGCAGCGCUAGCACGGUUGCAGCUUCCACAGCUCCAGCACACGUCACGGCUAGACCUCAUCACUCACAACGAACAAUGCCUCCGUAAAUUGUAGCCAUGGACGCGUUCGACGCGCCCUCCGCACAACUGCACCUC
Molecule: messenger RNA, 996 nt
Organism: Trematosphaeria pertusa
Lineage: Eukaryota; Fungi; Ascomycota; Dothideomycetes; Pleosporales; Trematosphaeriaceae
Exons: 2
Coding region: 305-649 (114 amino acids)
Source: RefSeq, a predicted model, not a curated record